Molecule: messenger RNA, 1985 nt
Organism: Populus trichocarpa (black cottonwood)
Lineage: Eukaryota; Viridiplantae; Streptophyta; Magnoliopsida; Malpighiales; Salicaceae
Exons: 2
Coding region: 284-1729 (481 amino acids)
Molecular function (GO): protein binding
Source: RefSeq, a predicted model, not a curated record
CAGGAAAUAACCAGUCAUUAUCUAAAUUCUAAAGCCUCCCUCACCUCCUUCCUCUCACAUUAACCCAACCUUUCAGAUCAGAUCAGAUCAGAUCAGACCAGACACCUCAUCUCAUUUCCUCCAAUUUACAGCAAGACAAGGCGGCCGUGAGCACAACCUUCGCCAUCCCUCUCCUUUUCCGAUCUCUGAAAUAUACACAAUACAGCCACAACUUAAAAGAUAUAACAAGGUACUUCCAAGAUCUCAUUUUGAAUCUUUUUUUUUUUUCGUAAUUUGAUCGAAUAUGAGCAACUUCAAUUUCGAUUUCGGAAUCGGAUCAAACCGACCCAAAUCUUUAAACGAUCAAAGGAACCCAAACCCAUCUCCUUAUUCAUCUUCUACACAACAAUCUAAGCCUACGUGGCAACCCAAUAAGCCAUCAUGGACGCACCAACCGGCACCAGCCCAGUCAAUGGUCCGACCCGGUGGUUUGAAUGGACCCGCUUCUAUGGUGGGUGAUAUAACUGGGAAGAGUUGGAAUUCGGGUAUCGGUUCGGGUUCUGGUAUUGGGAUUGUUGAAAAGAACCCUAAUUUGUUUUGUGAUCUUGUUACUUCUGCUAUUGGAAAUACCAAGGGUAGCAGUAAUAGUAAUGUUCCUUUGAAAAAUGUUAAUAAAAGCGCAUAUUCGAUGGGGAAUUUGGCUGAUUCUUUGCCGAAAACGAGUGGAUCCACCGCCAAGAGUGGUGGAGGUUGGGUUGGUAAUGAUAAUUUGGGUGGUUAUUCCAGUGGAUAUAAUAGAAAUAGUGGUAAUGCUAAUGUUAGUGUUGGUGUUAAUAAAAGUUCGAAUCUUGGGGGGGCGUCGAUGAAGAGUAUGAGUGGUGGUGGAAUGAGUGGAAGUAAGGACCCUUUUAGUUCUUUGGUUGAUUUUGGAAUGAAUCAGAAACAAGGUAAUAUUAAUUCGGCUAGUAAAGAUAAUAAGCCGUCUGGCAAUGCUACUGGUGAUGCAUUUGGUGCGUUUCAAAAUGCUUCAAGUGCAAAAUCGGUUCCAUCAGUUGGUGUUGGUGCUAGCAAUAAUGGUUUCAUGGGAUCAAAUACGAGUUCCAAGUCCAAUAUUGAUGACUUUGGAAUGUUCAACAAUAGCUUUCCUACUCAGAAGCAGCAGGCUCCGGUUCAACCUUCAGUUGGUGAUCCGCUUGACAUGUUCUUCACACCUUCCUCGGGAAAUGCUACAACAGUAUCUGGAGGAUCGGGAGGGCAGCCAUUGUCGGAAGUUGAUGAUUGGGGAUUGGAUUCUGGGCUUGGAGGGGGAGGCGUGAAUGAUUCUCAUGGUGUCACCACUGAGCUUGAAGGGCUUCCAGCUCCUCCUGCUGGGGUAACAGCUUCUGCAGCAAAGAACAAGGGCAUUGAAAAUCAAAAACAGGGGCAAUAUGCAGAUGCCAUCAAGUGGCUGUCUUGGGCUGUGGUACUUCUUGAGAAAACAGGUGAUAAGGCUUCCACCAUGGAGGUUUUAUCAACCAGAGCUUCAUGUUAUAAAGAAGUUGGAGAGUAUAAGAAGGCAGUGGCUGAUUGUUCAAAGGUGCUUGAACAUGAUGAUGCGAAUGUAUCUGUUCUUGUACAGCGUGCACUCCUGUAUGAGAGUAUGGAAAAGUACAGGCUCGGAGCAGAAGAUCUGCGGGUUGUUCUGAAGAUUGAUCCUGCCAACAGGGUUGCAAGGAGUACUGUUCACCGUUUGACCAAAAUGGCAGACUAGAGAGGUUCUGAAAAUUUCACUUUGUAUUUUGCCUUCUUCAUAUAGGUUACCUUUCCCCAUUGCUAAAUUUGUGGGGAAUGAUGGCAUUUUGCUUGAAUACAUAUUUCAGUUGAUAAUUGUGGCUUGUGUUUAUGAUGUUGAAUUCUUUUUUUUCUUUUUUCUUCUUUAUUGUGACUGGGAUAUCCUUACUUGAUACUUCAAAAAGGUUUUUGUAUUUUGCAACUUUUUGGGAAAGACAUGUAGCGCCUCAUUUUUA